Oncorhynchus kisutch (coho salmon) is the source of this 6117-nucleotide messenger RNA. Its product is annotated as synaptogyrin-1-like. The transcript is spliced from 4 exons. The coding region runs from base 461 to 1168 and encodes 235 amino acids. The record is from RefSeq and is a predicted model, not a curated record. Lineage: Eukaryota; Metazoa; Chordata; Actinopteri; Salmoniformes; Salmonidae. Gene Ontology annotation, cellular component: synaptic vesicle membrane; neuromuscular junction.
CGUGUACGUUUCUUUUUAAAUAGUGAUUUUUUUGUGUUUGUGAAUAAGAUCAUGUUUUCUGUCAGGAGCGCGCCUGUGAUUGUCGAGAGUGAGUGCGCGUCAAAAAACUUGACUGCGCCGUAUGCGCGCGCUACUCACAAGAAAUGCUUGUCUGCUCGGUUUAUUUCUCUCCACCUUUCAGAUGAGAAAGGGCUAUAUAGGGAGAAGGGGGAAGAGGUUGUUUAGGGAAAUAAAUUAGCUUCAAAACCACAGAAAGCAGCCACGGGUGGAAGGCUUUGGAUUGGCAAAGGGGCAGAGCAGAUACUAGAAUACAUUAAACCCGAGUCAAUCCCGUUCCAACGGGCAGCGUUAUAAUCAUACCAAGGUCAAUACACCGAACGAGCCCACAAACCCACGUAAUUUAACGUAUUAGGCUGGGUACUGAAUUCGGAGACGGGGAAAUCACCACCAGAAGCUGAAGAUGGAGGGGGUGAUGCAGGGGAUGCAAGCAUACGGAGCGGGGAAGGCUGGAGGAGCCUUCGACCCUUUGACGUUCUUUCAACAGCCUCAAACUAUCCUUCGGCUUGUGUGCUGGCUCUUCUCCAUCGUGAUCUUUGGCUGUAUAGCCAACGAGGGCUAUGUGAACCGGCCUGACGAGAUUGAGGAGUUCUGCAUCUUCAACAGGAACCAGAAUGCCUGUAACUACGCCGUGGGGAUGGGCACCCUAGCUUUCCUAAGUUGUGCUGCCUUCCUGGCCCUGGAUGUCUACUUCCCCCAGAUCAGCAGCGUCAAGGACCGCAAGAAGGCUGUGCUUGCUGACAUCGGAGUAUCUGCAUUCUGGUCAUUUGUCUGGUUUGUGGGGUUCUGUUUCCUGGCCAACCAGUGGCAGGUUGCCAAAGAGGAGGACAACCCUUUAAGGGAGGGCGCGGACGCAGCCCGAGCCGCCAUUACCUUCGCCUUCUUCUCCAUCUUCACCUGGGCGGUGCAGGCCUUCCUGGGCUUUCAGAAGUACAAGCUGGGGGCUGACUCGGCCCUCUUCUCCCAGGAGUAUGUUGACCCUACCGCCGACCCCAACGCUGCGGCCCCCAUGGGCACUGACUACACGGGCUACACCGCCGACAUUGACCCCGCAGCCAGCACAGAGCUAGCCUUUGAUGGCUCCACUGGCUACCAGGGCCAGGAGUACUGAGCCAGAGGGCCAAGGGAGGAGGAGAAGGCCCAGCGAGGGGUAUUCAGCAUCAGGGGUGGUUUGUUUGUGGUUUAUGGGACAUGGGGUGGCUUAAAGGUAGCCAAGUCCCUGAUCUGUUUGUGGUAGGUGUGAUAAUGAAAUACAGAGCCUUCAAAGUAUUCAAACCCUUUGACUUUUUACACAUUUUGUUGUGUUGCAGCCUAAAUUUCAAAUUGAUUCUAUUUAGAUUGUAUCACUGGCCGACACACAAUAGCCCAUAAUGUCAAAGUAGAAUUCUGUUAUUAGAAAUGUUGACAUUCAUUUAAAAAAAAAAAACAUUUUAAAGCUGAAAUGUCUUGAGUCAAUAUGUAUUCAACCAUUAUUUCUUUUAUGGCAAGCCCAAAUAAGUUCAGGUGUAAAAAUGUGCUUAGUUUGAGCAUGGGGCAGUUAUUAAUUCGAAUUUGCAUGCUGUAUCAAUACACCCAGUCACUUCAAAGACACAGGCAUCCUCCUAACUCAAGAAAUCAUCUCAGAGAUUUCACCACGAGGCCAAUGGUGACUUUAAAACAGAGUUUAAUGGCAUUGAUAGGGGAGAACUGAGAAUGGAUCAACAACAUUGUAGUCACUCUAUAAUACUAACCCAAAUGAUAGUGAAAAGGAGGCCUGUACAGAAUUAAAAUAUUCCUGUUUGCAAAAGGCACCAAAGUAAAACCUGCAAAAAAUGUGGCAAAGAAAUUAACUUUAUGUCCUGAAUACAAAAUGCUAUGUUUGGGGUAAAUCCAACACAAAAUAGCACUGACCACCACAUUAUUCAUAUUUUCAAGCAUGGUGGUGUCUGCAACAUGUUAUGGGUAUGCUUGUCAUCGGCAAGGACUAGGGAUUAUCUUUAUAUUUUAAAAAAAUAAAAAUUAAUGGAAUAGAGCUAAGCACAGGCAAAAUAUUAGAGGAAAACCUGGUUGUCUGCUUUCCAACAUACACUGGGAGACAAAUUCACCUUUCAGCAGGACAAUAACCAAAAUCACAAGGGCAAAUAUACACUGGUGUUGCUUACCAAGAUGGCAUUGAAUGUUCCUUAAUGGCCUAGUUUACAAUUUUGACUUAAAUCAAUUUGAAACUCUAUGACAAGACUUGAAAAGACUGUCUAGCAAUGAUCAACAACUAACUGGACAGAGCUUGAAGAAUUAAAAAAAGAAUAAUAGGCAAAUUUUGUACAAUUUAAGAUGUGCUAAGCUCUUAAAGACUUACCCAGAAAAACUCAUAGCUGUAAUCUCUGCCAAAGGAUCUAACAUGUAUUGACUCAGGGGAGUAAAUACGUAUGUAAAUAAGGUAUUUCUGUAUUUAAUUUUCAAUACAUUUCCUAAACUUUUUAACAACAUGUUUUAACUAUUGUCAUUAUAAGGUAUAAGGUACAUUAUUUAAUCAAUUUUGAAUUCAGGCUGUAACAACGAAAUGUGGAAUAAAUCGAGUGCUAUGAAUACUUUCUGAAGGCACUGUAGGAGUUGGCAAGAUAGCACUAACAGAUCUGAGACUUGAGUACCUGACAGGGACUUUGGGUGGCUAACAGGGUGGAACAGGAUCACGGGUUGGCAAUCACUGUGUGUGUAAGUGAGUGCUACAACAUUGCCGGGGAGGUGGAGGCAGGGUAUGGGGAAAAGCGAGGGACUUCUUAGAGACCAUGGUCGGUGUCUGGAAGCAGUUUGCCUUUAGUGUGUGUGGGGGGGGGGGGGAUGGAUGGAUGCAGUUUUGGUUGGCCACUUCCAUGGGAUCAGACAGAGUUCUAACCAGAAGAGGGGUUAUUUUCUGCAGCCUUACUUCACUUCUGUGUGUCCCAAUUGUCCACACUUCUCCCAAAGUGUGCACUUGCAUACUCCCCAUCAUGGAUAAAAAUGGGAUUGGUGUAAGCAUCGGCUGGAAGGAGUUUCCACCAACCCUUGGUGGGGAGUGCGCAAGGGCUCACUUUGGGAGAAAGGUGGAGAAUCAGGAUGCAGUCUUGGAACUCAUACACACCUAUACUCCCACAUAUAUCAACACAUAUUAAAGAAGGAACCGUAGGUAUACAAUUGAUGUGCAUAACUACCUGAUGAUAUAGGUGAUGAGACCAGAACAACACAAGUCCUACGUAACACCACUGUGUUUUGUGGGCCUCAACACUGUGGCCCAGUCAUUGCACAAUGACCUAGCUUGCCAUAUCUUUUCUGCCAGUUUAGCUUUCUUUGUUUGGUGUCUACUCGUGGUCAUGGAGGACUGCAUUGUUUAAUGUUUUCUGCCUAUCUAUGCCAAGUUAACACCCAAGCCAAACCUACUGUUAACAGUGCUAAAUCUGAAAGGUUAUCCCAUCAUACAGGCCAAAGGACAGGGUAUGACAUACAGGAACCGAACAACUAACAGGAACCGAACAACUAACAGUAAAGCACAACUAUAGACAAGCCACAAUUACACAUAUUGAGCUGUUACAGAUGUGUAACCAAACUCUAUAACGAUGACGUGUAAGCACCAAUAAAGAAGACAGACGUACAUAACCAACUUAAAAGCCAUGUUGACAGCCAACCAAAAUGUGACCAACACUGGCUUGACACUAGUAACUGAGAUAGAAUAUGUCCUUAAAAUCAAAGUGAGAAUGUCAAUUGCAUACUCCUGUCCUCUCUCCUCACCUUCUCAAAACCUAUUGGAGGAGAAAGUCAGAGGGUUGGGGUGGGAUCUCUCAUUUGACUUAGCACUAGAAUACCAGCAGUUGAUUUCAGACAGACCAGUGCUUGUUAUCUCUUCUUUCAUGCCAACAGCUGAAGACCUUAGUGAUUUCUGUUUCCAAAUGUUCGUAAUGAUCCAUGUAUGUUUGACAGAGUUUUUUUCAAGGCAAAACAUGCUCAAGAAUUGUAUAUACGUUAAAAAAAUAGUUUGAGAUUUUUAGUCCAAAGUUUGAACACACCUACUCAUUCAAGCGUUUUUCUUAAUUUUUUUACUAUUUUCUACAUUGUGGAAUAAUAGCGAAGACAUCAAAACUAUGAAAUAUCACAUGGAAUCAUGUAAUAUCCAAAAAAGUGUUAAACAAAUCAAAAUAUAUUUUAUAUUUGAGAUUCUUCAAAGUAGCCAACCUUUGCCUUGAUGACAGCUUUGCACACUCUUGUCAUUCUCUCAACCAGCUUCGUGAGAUAGUCACCUGGAAUGCUUUUCCAACAGUCUUGGAGUUCCCACAUAUGCUGAGCACUUGUGGCUGCUUUUCCUUCACUCUGCGGUCCAACUAAUCCCAAACCAUCUCACUUGUGUUGAGGUCGGGUGAUUAUGGAGGCCAGAUCAUCUGAUGCAGCACUCCAUCACUCUCCUUCUUGGUCAAAUAACCCUUACACAGCCUGGAGGUGUGUUUGGGUCAUUGUCUUGUUGAAAAACAAAUUAUAGUCCCACUAAGCACAAACCAGGUGGAAUGGAGUAUUGCUGCAGAAUGCUGUGGUAGCCAUUCUGGUUAAGUGUGCCUUGAUUUCUAAAUAAAUAACUGAGAGUGUCACUAGCAAGCACUCCCACACCAUCACACCUCUUCCUCCAUGCUUCAUGGGAACCACACGUGGAGAUCAUCCGUUCAUCUACUCUGCGUCUCACAAAUACAUGGCAGUUGGAACCAAAAAUGUCAAACUUGGACUCAUCAGACCAAAGGACAGAUAUCCACCGGUCUAAUGUCCAUUGUUCAUGUUUCUUGGCCAAAGCAAGUCUCUUCUUCUUAUUGGUGUCCUUUAGUAGUGGUUUCUUUGCAGCAAUUUGACCCUGAAGGCCUGAUUCAAGCAGUCUCCUCUAAACAGUUGAUGUUAAGAUGUGUCUCUUACUUGAACUCUGUGAAGCAUUUAUUUGGGCUGCAAUUUCUGAGGCUGGUAACUGUAAAAAACGUAUCAUUUGCAGCAGAGGUAACUCUGGGUCUUCCGUUCCUGUGGCGGUCCUCAUGAGAGCAAGUUUCAUCAUAUCGCUUGAUGGUUUUUGCGACUGCACUUUGAAGAAAGUUUCAAAGUUCUUCAAAUGUUCCGGACUAACUGACCUUCAUGUCUUACUACAUGAUUGUGUUAUUUCAUAGUAUUGAUGUCUUCAUUAUUACUCUACAAUGUAGAAAAUAGUAAAAAUAAAGAAAACCCUUGAAUGAGUAGGCGUGUCCAAACAUUUGACUGGUAAUGCAUAUACCACAGAUAUUAUGAAAAAACAGGACAUUUUUAUUUUGUGGCAUACAUAACAAAUGUGUAAUUAUAUAUGUAUGAAAUAACAUUUUUAAUACAUUAUUAUUAACCAGAUAUUACUAUGUUAUAAACUUAGAUAAUAUAUUGUACCUAAAAUAGCUUAUGUCUAUAUGUAUUAAUGCAUUUAAAGUGUGUGUGUUUCAAAAUAACUGACAUCUUCGUCUUUCAUUUUGUGAGGUACGGCAUUGUUUUCUGAAUCAGGAAACAUUUUCUUUGUCUUACUAGUUUUACUGUUGCAAACCUUUCUGGGGCGAAACAUUUAGGUAAAACUUUCUUUGGAUUGUCCGAAGUAGAUGGGUUGUAGAUGGUCAUUAGAUGUUCAGUAACUGUCAACAACAAUUCAACUAAUUAUUGACUAACCCUAACAUUAACCAUAAUCCUAACCCUAACCGUAACCUUAGCAGGCAUUUGCUUAUCAACAGCUACUUAGUUUAUACUAUAACCAUCUGUAGUUCAUCUAUAUGGGGCUAUAAAAAUAAAGUGUGACCAACAAUUAUAAAGAUAAACUGGGCUAACGGGACAAAACUACCAAUUAUAUAGACAUUGUGUAAAAAUGAUGUGGUCUUUGUGUGCUACUACAGAGUUGGAAAAAAAUAGUUGUAAUGCUUUUGAUGUAAUGAUUUUUGAUUAAAUUAAUCAGAUAAUUAAUUAGGGAUAAAUGUACAUAAUUAUUACCUGUUUGUUGCUUGUUUGUGAAAGAUCUGAUGUAGAUGUGGUGGACUUUGUCGGGAGACGAUCAAUAAAGGAAAAGCUGUGGUA